AUGGGAUUAGCAGAUUAUUUAAGUUCAGCAGUCGACGCGGUCUACUCAGUUGGGUACGCAGAUGAGGGCGAGGAGCAGCCACAGGAGCAGCCACAGGAAGAGACACAGGAAGAGCCACAACAGGAAUCUGAAGACAAGGAAGAGGAGGAAGAAGAGGAGGAGGAAGAGGAGCCAGAAGAUAUCUACCCAGCUAUCCGUGAAGAAUGUGAGAACAACUCCCACGUCGCUCACUUGAAGCACCACUUCGAGCACUGCAACGAAAAAGUCGAAGCAGGCAAAGGAUUCGAAGGCGAGAACUGUGCUGAGGAAAUCUUCUUGCACGCCGUCGACGACUGCGCUGCUCCAAAGCUCUUCACGAAAUUGGUCUAA
Wallemia ichthyophaga EXF-994 is the source of this 369-nucleotide messenger RNA. RefSeq lists its product as uncharacterized. The record is from RefSeq and is a predicted model, not a curated record. The transcript has 4 exons. Lineage: Eukaryota; Fungi; Basidiomycota; Wallemiomycetes; Wallemiales; Wallemiaceae. Gene Ontology annotation, biological process: mitochondrial electron transport, ubiquinol to cytochrome c. Bases 1 to 369 code for a protein of 122 amino acids.